AUGCACUGUCUCAUCAGUCUCUCCGCUCUACACGUUGCAUAUCUCAAUCCUGACGACAGACGCGCAAAUCUCCACAUCGCAGCGCAUCAUCACACCGUCGCUCUCAGCGGAUUCAGAGCAGAUAUCGACACGAUUGGCCCGCACAACGCUGAAGCAGUCUUUGCUACUUCAACGCUAAUGUUCUUCUACGCUUUCUGUACCUUUUCCAAGCUUUCAGAUGCCAACGCGGACAAACAGCAAGAUAGCGACAACACCAACGAUAGCCUAUCAAUACGGGCAUCGCGUAUUUUGGGUGCAGAAUGGAUACCCCUUGUGCGCGGUAUCCAGGCUGUGAUAGGUCCUAUCUACGAACAUCUCAAAGAGGGCCCUUUAAAAUCAACGCUCCAUCUAAAGGACUGGGAUGAUAUGGAUCCCAACAUGCAGCCGGGACCGGAUGAUCAGCACGUGGUGCGCAUCAAGCAGACGUGGGCUGACGAUGGUAAUAAGGCAGUAUACGACGAGACGCUGUAUUUGUUGAGGAAGAUGAGUGCAUGGGUCCUUCAUUUCCGGAAAACCUGGGAAGAUCAACAGGAGGAAUGGGGAUAUAACGGUAGUUGGUCUGCUCGGCAAAGCUCCGAGAAGCAAGGCAUCGACAUCCACUAG
Messenger RNA from Alternaria ethzedia, 642 nucleotides. RefSeq lists its product as uncharacterized. The transcript has 2 exons. Gene Ontology annotation, biological process: regulation of transcription by RNA polymerase II. NCBI's taxonomy places the organism in Eukaryota, Fungi, Ascomycota, Dothideomycetes, Pleosporales, Pleosporaceae. The coding region runs from base 1 to 642 and encodes 213 amino acids. Gene Ontology annotation, molecular function: DNA-binding transcription activator activity, RNA polymerase II-specific. The record is from RefSeq and is a predicted model, not a curated record.